AUGAUGAAAUGCGCGACUUUCCCUGACCAGGAGCUAGCUGAAAAGCUGGUCGAUCUUUACUUUGAACACGCCAAUCCUCAGAUGCCGAUUCUCCACCGGGGAGAUUUCAUGGAGCUGUUGGAUAAGACUUAUUUGUUAGAAGAGAAGAAGCGUUCUCCGCGCGCCCUUUAUGUGCUUAAUAUAGUAUUUGCUAUUGGUGCUGGAAUCAUCUUUGAGGAUAAGCCUCAAAGUUCGGAUGAUGAGAAUCGCAGUAGUCGUGACCGGUCCUCGUCUGGGACGAAGAGACCGAGACUCUCGAGCCAUCAGUACCAGCCAGAGGAAUACCAUGCCUCGGCAAUCGUUCACUUGGAAUCGUUCCUUGGAUCGUCCUCCAGCGAGGGCUUUGGUGGAUUGGAAGAGCUGCAGGCAGUGCUUCUUCUAGCCAGCUUUGCCCUAUUACGACCCGUUGCACCAGGUCUCUGGUAUAUCGUCGGUGUAGCCACGCGCUUAGCCGUCGACCUUGGGCUCCAUUACGAGGAUGGAGCGGGCAUUGACUCUGCAACGAAAGACGGCAACCAAGCGCAGUCACGGAUCGAUGCUCGUGAACGCGGACGGCGCGAAUGGGUGCGCGAUAUCCGACGCCGGUUGUGGUGGUGCGUCUACAGUUUUGAUCGUCUGGUAGCCACGUGUGUUGGGCGGCCAUUCGGCAUCAGCGAUCAGGCCAUCAGCACAGGGUUCCCGUCCAUGAUGGACGACAAAUACAUCACCAAGUCCGGUCUCCUGACACCACCGGACGGGGCCCCGACAUAUAAGCAUGUCGCAUUCCACUAUUUUAAACUGCGACUUCUUCAAUCCGAGAUCCACGAUGUCCUCCAAUACCAACAGGCGCGCGCGGUGCGGAGGAGAGGCCCUGGUGCAGUUAUUCUCCCUCACGCUGAGCUUUCCUCCCCUUUCCUUCAGGGCUUUGACUCGUUCCGCUCGUGGCGCCAUGAUGUGCAUCGCCGACUAGUUGAGUGGCAAGAUACUGCCCCGACACGGCCGGAAACCGGCGUGAGAUUCUCCAUUGAGCUGCUUGAGUUGAAUUACUGGCAAGCUAUCAUUUUGCUGUACCAGCAGAGCUUGACGGUUCCUGCUGAAUUGGCGGGAGAGCUUACUCCUGCGGAUGACGUUUCUAGUCCGUCCUUUUCUAAUCCCGAUGAAGGUGACGAGGAGGACCAUGUCUAUCUUAAUGUUGCUGAGGCUGGUCAGAAGGUCAUUCGUAUCUAUCGCCAAUUGCAUAGAGUGCGCUUGGUGAAUUAUACCUAUCUUGCUACACAUCACAUUUUCAUGGCUGGAAUCUCCUUCUUAUAUGCCAUUUGGCAUUCACCUUUGGUUCGAAGUCGCCUAACCCUCGAUGAAGUCGACUUCACUGUUCUCGCUGCAACUUCUGUUCUAGGCGACCUGAUGCACAAAUGCCCACCGGCCGAAGCAUGCCGGGACGCGUUCGAGCGCAUGAGCAAAGCAACCGUCCAAAUGUGUCUUUCAACAACCGGAUUCGGAUUCCAAGUAGACAUCAGCCGUGUCCAUGCCACAUCAAAUACCGGCAGCUCACUCCACCCCGGCCGGCCGCGACAGCCUAUGGACCAACGACACCGCGCAGGCCAAGGGCAAGCCCGGCGAACGACGCAGACACGCCCGUCCCGUCCAGUCCCCAAGUUCGACAUGAACUUGGCUGAUCUCUUCACCGAAAAUACCCCCUUAGCCGACCACUCUCGACCGGAAACCAGACCCGGAGGGUCAUCCUACCCUCAACCAGAAUCGGUGGCCCCCAACUUCCCAGCAGACCAGUCUUCCCGGUCUUAUGGACAGCCCAAUCCGUCGAUAGAUUACUAUCUCAAGUACGAGAAUCCAAACUCCCCACAACCGCACCCGCAGUUCUACUACUCGAACUCGCCGCAACAAAGUGGAUCUCCCGGUAGCAACACUCACACUCAGGGUUUGCCGUCUGCCGACACCGAGGCUCCGCAAGGUAUGAGUCUUGACUUCUUGGAUUUUGGGUCGGGCGAUGCUGAAGGCCAGGGUAAUAUGGAAGGCGAAGCCAAUCCUGAUUACAAUAUGACGGCCGUGCCAUCAUUGGGUCCCAACCUGGGCCAGAAUGUUGGAAUCGAUCUUGGCUUUGGUAUGGCGAUGGACUUCCAGCAUGACUGGAGUGAGAAUCCCAAUUACGAUCUUUUGGAGGGCUAUUUCUUUGGUGGUUCUGGGGCUGGCGCACCUGGAGGGGAUGUCUAG
Messenger RNA from Penicillium samsonianum, 2247 nucleotides. RefSeq lists its product as uncharacterized. NCBI's taxonomy places the organism in Eukaryota, Fungi, Ascomycota, Eurotiomycetes, Eurotiales, Aspergillaceae. Gene Ontology annotation, biological process: DNA-templated transcription; positive regulation of transcription by RNA polymerase II. The transcript has 3 exons. The coding region runs from base 1 to 2247 and encodes 748 amino acids. Gene Ontology annotation, molecular function: DNA-binding transcription factor activity, RNA polymerase II-specific; sequence-specific DNA binding; zinc ion binding. The record is from RefSeq and is a predicted model, not a curated record.